UAUCUUUCCUAUUUUCCAGAUGGUACUCGUAAAACAAUGUCAAGACGUAUGGCACUGAAGAAAAAGCCGAUGGUCUCUCCCUCUACGCAGGUAGUCUUCGUGUCAUCGGAUAAAAGCUCUAACGACAUGCUCGCCUACAUUAAGAGCGACCACGAAGACUGGCCUACGCUCCCCUAUGGCGACGGGCUGCAGUCCGCUCUCAAGGCCCGGUACAAGGUCUCCGGCAUACCGACGCUGGUCGUGCUCAAGGCGGACGGCGCACUGGUGUGCGCCAACGGCAGGCCCGACGUCCAGACCAAGAGCUGCCGGGCGUUCAAGGACUGGCUCAGUUGCAUAUGAGCGUGCAAGGAUAAUGGAGGCGAGCAGAAGCGUCGCGUCAAAUAAAUGCCCUGGCUUCUGUUAUUGAUAGAAUUUGAGCGAAUCGGC
Messenger RNA from Dermacentor silvarum, 426 nucleotides. RefSeq names its product nucleoredoxin-like protein 2. The transcript is spliced from 2 exons. Gene Ontology annotation, biological process: sensory perception; photoreceptor cell maintenance. The record is from RefSeq and is a predicted model, not a curated record. Bases 37 to 339 code for a protein of 100 amino acids. NCBI's taxonomy places the organism in Eukaryota, Metazoa, Arthropoda, Arachnida, Ixodida, Ixodidae.